AUGGGUAGCAGCACUCUGCGUAAAAAAAUUUUAUGUCAUGUUGUCGAUGAGAUUGCAUACAGAGACCCAGAGAAGCUGUUUUGCAUACAUCCCAUCUCCUCAGAUAUUACACAAGGGUGGCGCAGGGUUACGUUGGCGAACCUGGCUGAUGCGGUGAACUAUACAGCUCAGUGGAUUGUGAGAACCGUUGGUCCCGCUUCAGAAGACGAACACUUGGCCUACAUGGGCGCCAAUGAUAUCCGUUAUGCCGCUUUCACUCUUGCCUGCAUGAAGACUGGACAUUCAGUGCUUUUGCUCUCCCCCAGAAACUCGACGGCAGGGUCGUUGCGUGUUCUACAUGCAACAAAAUCUUUCAAGUUCAUCUACAGCGUCGAGCGACGAAAAUUAGUCGAAGCGUUGCAGCAAACCGACAAGUCUCUACACUUAUGGGAAAUUCCUAGCCUUUGGGACAUCUUUAACAAAAAGGUCGAUCCUUAUCCAUGUAAUACGCAAUACACGAAUGCGGAGGAUAAGGCAGCUGUCAUCAUCCACAGCUCAGGUACAACUGGAUUUCCCAAGCCUGUACCUUUGACGAAUGGAUUCUUAUCAGCGAUCGACAAUAUGCCACAAUUGCCUAUUCCCUCCGGCAGGCGUAGUUCUUUGAUUAGCAUGGUAAAACCAGGAGCACUCUUCUUUACAAUGGCCCCUUUCUUUCAUCUGAUGGGCUAUUUCACAUUCCUGGAGAGCAUCUACCAUGGGACGCCUUUCAUCUCCGACGAAACCAAUCCUGUCAAUGCCUUGCUUACGCCCUCCAUCUUGGAAGAUUUUGGAUCAUCCGAGGCUGGUCUCAAUCUGCUGAGACGAUUCGAGACAAUUUUCUUCGGCGGUGCACCCUUGUCACCCGACAUUGGCAAUAAAUUGUGCCAGGAUACCAAUUUACAGGCCUUGAUUGGCUCUAGUGAAGCUGGAUUCAUUUCCAGUCUAGUUCCUGCUGACAUGAAGGACUGGGAAUGGUUUGAUUGGAACCCAUUCAACGACGUAGAUAUGCAAUACGUUGAGGAUGGUCUAUUUGAGAUGGUAUUACGCAGGAAGGAGACGCGGGACUUCAGUGGGAUUUUCCACACUUUUCCUGACAUUGACACGUAUCGGACCAAAGAUCUUUACGCGCCACAUCCUACACGGCCCGGUCUGUGGCGAUACCGCGGUCGUUUUGACGACGUGAUUGUGCUCAGCAAUGGCGAGAAAUUCAACCCUAUUGAGAUGGAAAAGAUUAUCGAAGGUCACCCAUACGUGUCGAAAGCGCUCGUUGUCGGUCAGAAAAGAUUCCAACCGGCCCUGCUCAUCGAACCGAAUUGGCAGGAAUUGCCAGCAGAAGAACACGAUGAUGCGAAUGGCUGGCUCAUUGAUAGGAUAUGGCCAACCGUUGAGAAGUCGAAUGAGAUUGCCCCGGGCCAUGGUCAGUUGCUCAAGGCCAAGAUCGGCAUGGCGUCCAAGAGUAAGCCAUUCAAGACCACUCCAAAAGGGACGGUUCAGCGUCAACUCGUCUUAGCGGAUUAUGCAGACGAGAUCGAUGAAAUUUAUAACCGCAUCAGCGACGACGAGGAGGGGAUCAGCAAUCUCCCCCUGGAACUUACUCUUCAGAAUGUCACUCAAUACGUCCAACAAGUCUUGUCUCACUUGCUGAAAGUCGACAAACAGGUCCCGGAGACGGCCGAUAUUUUCUCCCUGGGUCUGGAUUCACUCCAGACCCUGCAGCUUUCUAAGAUCUUGCAAGGGGCGGUCGGCUCCCUUCGGCCGGACCAUGCGGGACCAGUUAUUAUCCCAGCCCAAAAACUGUACUCGUAUUCCAGUGUUGCAAGUAUCUCACAGUACGUGUACGGGCUCGCCAACGGCGGGGACGCGAGUGUCGAGGUAGAUGGCCAUCACGAUUCAACCCGAUCUCAAAGAAUUGCCGCCCUCAUCGAGAAGUACACCGAGGAUCUGCCUGAGAAGCAGGUUGGUCACUUCCAUCGGCUCGGUAAAUAUGCGGUUAUAUUAAGUGGCUCUACCGGCUCUUUGGGAAAUUACAUCCUCAAUGAACUAAUCCUCGACCCCGAAAUCUCAAAGAUCUAUUGUUUGAACCGUUCCGAAGAUGCUGAAAAGAGACAGAUUCGCAGUUUCGAGGAAAAGGGUCUAGGGCAUCUUUCUUCACGGGUGGAAUUCCUACGGGCUAAAUUUGGUGCUGAAAAAUUAGGCCUUUCCGACCACAAAUAUGAGGAGCUCAAGGAUUCAGUAGAUACGAUCAUUCACAAUGCUUGGAAGGUCAACUUUAACCACAAGCUGGAGACGUUCGAAGACACCCAUAUUGAGGGUGUUCGUCGAUUAAUCGACUUCAGUCUGGACAGCACGCACAGCGCACAUAUCCACUUCAUCUCAUCCAUUUCCACCGUUGGUGGCUGGACUGCAGCACACGGCCCGUCUGUGCCUGAGGUUCCAUUGGAAGAUCCUCAAGUCGCAUUAGAACAAGGGUAUGGAGAGUCAAAGUUCGUAUCCGAGCGUAUUUCCGCCAUUGCUUCGGCUCGUUCCGGUGUGCCUACGAGCUUGUUUCGUGUAGGACAGAUUGGCGGUCCAACCACGGAGAAGGGUGUUUGGAACAGACAGGAGUGGCUACCGGCAAUGAUUGCUACCUCCAAGACGCUCCAGAAAAUCCCAACGGAAAUUGGCUCAAUGCCUGUGGACUGGAUCCCCGUGGACUCGCUCGCCAAGAUCAUCGUAGACGUUACUCGCUCUCGUCGUAUCACGGAUACGACCGAACGGACAGCAGCCUUCAACCUCGUCAACCCAAUAGCCACGCCGUGGAUGUCGCUAGUUCCGCCCAUCCAGGCUCGUUACUCUGUCGAGCCGGUUGAAUUUGGUGCCUGGCUAGACGCUGUCGAGGCAUUUUCCAACCCUACACAAGCCGACUUCCAGGACAAGCCGGCACUCAAGAUCCUGGAAUUUUUCCGUGGCCUUCAUGAGGGACAUGGAGAUGGAAAGUUGAGCCCUCCCAUGCAGACUGCCCGCACUCAGGCCGCUAGUAAGACUAUGCGCACCUUAAGCUCCGUGGAUGCAACUCUAAUGGAGAAUUGGCUGAGGCAGUGGAACUUUUAA
This is a messenger RNA of Talaromyces rugulosus, 3108 nucleotides long. RefSeq lists its product as uncharacterized. Lineage: Eukaryota; Fungi; Ascomycota; Eurotiomycetes; Eurotiales; Trichocomaceae. The record is from RefSeq and is a predicted model, not a curated record. The coding region runs from base 1 to 3108 and encodes 1035 amino acids. The transcript has 5 exons.